AUGGCAUCGCUGCCGAGCAAUGCUAUCUCGCUCUUUGGUCUUGCCAUCGUUCCCAACUCGCCUGUCACUGUCCAAGCCGUUCGUCUCGCCAUGGUUAUUCCCCUCAUUCUGGGCAUGGCCCUUGAUCGCAAGACAAAGAAGCAUCAGGACGAUGAUCCGCUCGUCACCUUUCUCUCCAUCUUUGUCGGCAAGUUGGUCAACUGUGUCGGCUUUGUUGCCAUGCUCCUCAACGUCAACGAGCUUCCCUUUCCGCUCCCGCUUCGCGCUGCUGCCUUUCUCGUCCUCGCCGUCCUCACUGGCUACGAAGUCGUCGAUAUGGCCGUCCGCGUCAUCGACUUUUUCCCCAGCCGCCCCUCGGAUGACGUCGGCUACGCCCGCUAUGGCGGUGCCGGCGGCAUGAUCGGCUUCUCCAUCGAGGCAAAGGUCAAGGAGAAGCUCGACUCGAUCGGCCUCGCCUUUCUCUUCCUCUCCUGUGCCGCUGACCUCUUCACCCUCCUCGCCUACUUUGCCCUCGCCGGCCUCGCCCUCUCUGUCCGCUGGGCCCACACCUCGCUCGCCCACAAGUUCCAGGUCCGCACCUCGUCGGUCGGCAAGGCCUCGGCGCUGGCCGAGCUUGAGCGCCUCAAGCUCCAGUCGCCGGUCCAUCAGGCGACCGAGCUGUUCGGCUCGGGCGCAGGCCCGGCUGCCACCCCCGAGUUCACCACCGCAUACACUGUCGGCUGCUUCGACCUCUUCCACGACGGCCACAUCCGCCUCCUCACUCGUAUGCGCGAGCACGCCGCGCGCAUCGUCGUCGGCGUCCACGACGACGAGUCCAUCUUCCGCCUCAAGAACCGCUACCCCAUGGACAACACCGUCAAGCGCAUCCGCAAUGUCAAGACCUACGCGGACGUCGUCUUUGUCAUCCCGUCCACAAACCCUACCCCGUACCUCGACUGCAUCAUCGAUCGCUCAGACGCAGACUCCUCCUGCUACAUCCGCGGCCAAGACAUGCCCAACUUUCCCGGCCGCGAGCUCUGUGAGAAGCUACUCACCAUCAAGCUCCUGCCCUACACUCAGGGCGUCUCCUCCACAAAGCUGCGCGGCGAGCUUCUCGAGCGCAAGUCGCUCGACGCUGUCGACGGCGACUGGAUCCGAUACAAUGGCCGCUGGAUCCGCUCCUCCACCGAGUGGCUCCGCUACGGCGACAUCUGGGUCCGCUACCCCUCCUCGCUCACUGUCGAGUAG
Molecule: messenger RNA, 1227 nt
Organism: Thecamonas trahens ATCC 50062
Lineage: Eukaryota; Apusomonadida; Apusomonadidae
Exons: 2
Coding region: 1-1227 (408 amino acids)
Biological process (GO): biosynthetic process
Molecular function (GO): catalytic activity
Source: RefSeq, a predicted model, not a curated record